AAGACCCUGCAGCACACCCACGAAGCCUUCUUUAUCCCCCAGACAUGAGUCAGCAGCCCUAUUUCCUGAAAGGAUUGAUGUGAUACCCCUGAAGCCUCGGCACGUUGGAUAGAGUAGGCCUGAGGGGACGACAAAUAUCAGCAGCGGCGGCCCAUCUUGAGCGUCUGCUCGAGAGAUCAAUUCAUAACAUGCCAACCAGCACCGAAACCAUGGAGAGAAGCUCAUCGUCGUCCUCGCCGACGUCCGCCUUUCCCCCGGGGUUUCGGUCGAGGCGAUCUCACGCCAAAUCUCGAAACGGCUGCCUGACAUGCAAGCAACGAAGGAAAAAAUGCGACGAGAAGCGACCGUGCUGUACGCUCUGCGAGACGAGUCUGCGGACGUGUACAUACGCAUCGGAACAGCGAUCCUCUAAAUCAAGCGAAUCCAGCGCGACAGCGACGUCUCAACUUCCAUCUCCAGUUCCAUCGCCCCCCGGGUCACUCGGUGGUGGGAGUCUCUUGACCCUUCCGACGAGAGAAGUGCUUUCUCGAUCACCGGUGCCUAGCAGUGCUCCUGUCUUGAGUCUGGUGGCAGUCGGCGAUGUCUUGUCCCACGUCACCGACGCGGACCUCUACUUUCAUUUUCUCAACCAUACCUGCAAGGCCGCUCCCAGCUGGCAAAAGGACCGCAUCCUUCUGCAGGUCGGGAUCGCCAAGCUGGCCCUCGACAGCGAGGUCGCCUCGCACUCGGUCCUGGCGCUCGCCGCCGCCUGUCUGUGCUGCGACGCCAUCUCCCAGGGAGGCGUUGAUCCCGAGACCGUGCGCCACAUCCUCGACCUGGGCUUGGAGCACCACACCCUGGCUCUUGAACAGAUGCGGACCAUGACGUCCCGGCCGCGGGAGGCGGACACGCAACCCCUCCUCGCCAGCGCGCUGCUGCUGGUCCCGUUUGCACUGGCCUUCCAGCACAUCCAGCACUGGAUCCUCUGCGCCAAGGGGAUGCAGGUGCCCGACCUCCUGACGCCCCGCGACACGAUCCUGCUCCUGCGAGGGAUCCGGACCACGAUCGUCGCGUUGAAUUCCAACCGCAUCCGAAGCGGAAGCUCAACCUCCAAAUCGCCGUGGGAGACGAUGUUUUCCGCGCCGCCGACCGACUCGGACGAGUGCGCGGCCAUGCCUGAGCGCGCGCACAGCAUGUUUGCCAUCCUGGCCGCGACGUUCCACCAGGCGUCGUCGCAGCUCCGAUGCCGGAUCGAGAAUGCGCUGGCCGGCGCCCACGUCGACGAGAGCACCGCCUCGGUAUCCGACGCCUACGAGAUCCUCAACGACAUCAUGUGCAGCACCUUCACGGACUACCCCAAGGUCGACAUCCCAUUUGAAUAUGCGUCUUUUGUAAGUGGUUCCGUCUUUUGACCAACCGCUUGGGCAACUAACAAUGCCAAAAGUUCUCCGUGACCCCCGACAGCCUGCUCGCCCAGGCGCCCGGGUGGCUGAAGAACUUCAUCUUCCAACGCCCGCGGCCCACGCAGGCGGAGCCGCUGUCGCGCUCGUUCCUGGCCUUCUUCUCCAGCGCGCCGCAGACCUACGUCGACCUGCUCCUCCCGCUGCUCGACCCGCGCCCCGACACGAUGGCCGCGGACGACCGCGAGCUCACGGCCGCCGAGGUCCUGGCGCUGGACGUGUACGCGCACUGGCUGGUGCUGAUGCUCCUGCUGGAGAAGGAGGCGUGGUGGGUCGGCGAUUUCCCGUUCGUGGCCCUGCAGGGCCUGAUGGCGCGGUACGGCGACCGGCUCUGGGGCGCCUUUUACGCCCCGCCGCAGCAGUGGUGGCCGGCGGGGAUGCUCGAGGUCGCCGCGCGACUGAGGCAGUGGAAGUAAGACCCGACUUGACUUGUAUAGAUACCCAAUGAUGAUUUUCUGUUUAGCAGGAUGGUCCUGAUGGGCUAUCCUGAUCUCCUA
Messenger RNA from Cladophialophora immunda, 1936 nucleotides. RefSeq lists its product as hypothetical. Gene Ontology annotation, molecular function: DNA-binding transcription activator activity, RNA polymerase II-specific; zinc ion binding. The transcript has 2 exons. Gene Ontology annotation, biological process: regulation of transcription by RNA polymerase II. NCBI's taxonomy places the organism in Eukaryota, Fungi, Ascomycota, Eurotiomycetes, Chaetothyriales, Herpotrichiellaceae. The record is from RefSeq and is a predicted model, not a curated record. Bases 189 to 1391 code for a protein of 400 amino acids.